Messenger RNA from Miscanthus lutarioriparius, 282 nucleotides. The record is from the annotation of a GenBank genome assembly. NCBI's taxonomy places the organism in Eukaryota, Viridiplantae, Streptophyta, Magnoliopsida, Poales, Poaceae.
AUGUUCCUCUCCCGCAUCGUACUUCGCGACUUGGACUCCAUUGACUCCCCGGUCUCCAUGGUGUCCUCGAAGAAGGUUGUGACCCAUGACGAGUGGGAGCGGAAGCUCCGCGACGUCAAGAUCCGCAAGGAGGAUAUGAACCGCCUCGUCAUGAACUUUCUCGUCACCGAGGGCUUCGUUGACGCCGCCGACAAGUUCCGCAUCGAGUCCGGCACCCAGCGUAUUGCACGCUCCUCUUUCUCUCCGCUAUUGAACUUCUCGGGGAAUUUGUUGAAUUUCUAA